AUGUUGCUCGAAGCGACGUCAAUGUCGGGCUGUAACCACCCACUCUGCAGACGAUGUUCAAGAACACGUUUCAGUCGGGAUUUUUGUCUAUUCUAUAUAGCAUUGGAAGCAAGCCACUGCAGAUUUGGGAUAAACAAUGUUAGACGACAAGAACAUGAAGGCUGGAAUCAAAUUCAGUUUAAUCUUUCAGACUUCACGCGGCGUGCAUACGGUACCAACUAUAUUGAGACACUGCGCGUGCAGAUCCAUGCCAAUUGCCGUAUUCGUCGAAUCUACUUCUCUGACCGCCUCUACUCUGAGGAGGAAUUACCACCCGAAUUCAAGUUAUUUCUGCCGGUACCUAAAGCGAAUAACGCAUCAUCCAGUGAACAGCAGAAAGCUACUACUGCACCGAACGAGCAGCUUAUGUAG
Molecule: messenger RNA, 411 nt
Organism: Plasmopara halstedii
Lineage: Eukaryota; Oomycota; Peronosporomycetes; Peronosporales; Peronosporaceae
Product: Transcription factor IIB
Exons: 5
Coding region: 1-411 (136 amino acids)
Biological process (GO): cilium assembly; positive regulation of cell motility; regulation of cilium beat frequency involved in ciliary motility
Cellular component (GO): motile cilium; ciliary basal body
Source: RefSeq, a predicted model, not a curated record